UGAGAAAAAAGAAAUUAAAAAAAUCAAUAAGGCGCUUAAAAUGGCGGCAAAGCAGUACAUUGGGCCGUCAGCACUGUCCCUAAAAAUUUGACACGAAAAACCCUGCCGUUCCACUCGUCUUUGAAGCCAAACACGCACCAUUUUCACUGUGAUCUCUCUACCAGCCUGUAUUCCACAUUUGCAGAAAGAAAAAAAAAAGAAGAAAAGAAACGGGGACGCACUUUUUGCUACACAUUUUCUUUAGUGUCCUCUCCAUGCUCACAUCGCGACGAACCCAAUUUUGGAAAUGGAAAAUGGCGAUCUGGGACACUUAAGUUUUUAGGGUUUUCUGCAGGGCUUUGGAGAAAAUGGUAGGCAUGUCUCGGUUUAACAUGGAUCUUAAAGAUGAUGUUUCUUCUUGCACAGUCUCAGAGCUGAUUUCUUCCUUAAAAUCAGCUUUUCAGAAUGCUUAUUUUUCACAAGUAGAAGCAGUUUUAAUCUCCAGAGAAGAGAAAUUGAAGCGUGAAAUUGAGUUGCUCAAGAAAGAGAACGAUUGGCUUGCACAGAAAAUGGAGACAGAAAGAUUAGAGAAAGAGAUGGCCAAGAAAGAGUGUUUGGAAUUACAUAAGGAAAUUUCUAGUCUACAAGAAGAGAAAGCUGGGUUUCAUGAGAAAUUAAAAAGUUUAGCAGAUGAUAAGAAAACUGUUAUUGAGCUUGAGGCAAAACUCUGUGAGUUAGAGUGUGCAAAAUUAAGAGCUGAGAAUGAGGCGAGGGCUUGUAAGAUAAAUUAUGAGGGUUUGGAGAUUAGGGUUUAUAAGUUAGAUCAGGAAAUGAAGGAGUUAAAGAGUUUCGAGACUGGUGGUGAAAAUGUUGCUGCUAACGUGAAAAUUGAAGGUGAUGAAACUACAGAUGUGAAAAUUGAAAAAGAUGCGACUCGUUGUGACGAGAGUGCCCAUUUGGAGUUAAGUCAAAGUCCUAGCUUUCACCAUACAGCAGACAUGAAUAAUAGAACAGGUGGUGGAAGACCUUUAUCAGAAGAUAUUGUUGAGAUUAUUGAUAGUGACGAUGACUCUUCUGCUCCAUCUAAAAUUUUGAGUGCAAAAGAGAUGGCUUCCUCAGGAGAGCAGAAAGGUUUACCUUCAGGGCAAAGAGCUUCGGAAUAUGUGAUUGGAGCACUCAAAAGAAAAUGGGUUUCAUCUGUUAAUAAAGGUGGGAUUGAUAAUGGGGAGAACGAUGUUGCCCAAGAUGUUGCUGAAUGUUGCUCAACUGGUAAAGAGAAGAUAUCAAAAGCUCAGAAGUUAUUCCCUGUGGCUAAUAGUUCUCCAAUUGAGCAUUCCAGUUCUAGUUCCAGUUCCUCUGAUUCAGAUGUUGAUGUCGAUCUUUCAAUUUAUUAACUGUGGGGGGGGGUUUGAAGCAGACGUGGUUACUGCAUUUAAGAUAGAUGAACAGCUCUGUAUGGCGACUGUUUGUGCUCUACAGACAACAAAAUCUGUACAAAAGUCAAUCUGUGCCUCCUCAACUUCUCAAAAUCAAGGUUUUGAAAAGCUAGAUGCAACCAGGAA
Ricinus communis (castor bean) is the source of this 1541-nucleotide messenger RNA. RefSeq lists its product as uncharacterized. The record is from RefSeq and is a predicted model, not a curated record. The coding region runs from base 348 to 1373 and encodes 341 amino acids. The transcript is spliced from 2 exons. NCBI's taxonomy places the organism in Eukaryota, Viridiplantae, Streptophyta, Magnoliopsida, Malpighiales, Euphorbiaceae.